Messenger RNA from Sinocyclocheilus grahami, 1194 nucleotides. RefSeq names its product adhesion G-protein coupled receptor G2-like. The transcript has 10 exons. Gene Ontology annotation, biological process: cell surface receptor signaling pathway; adenylate cyclase-activating G protein-coupled receptor signaling pathway. Gene Ontology annotation, molecular function: G protein-coupled receptor activity. Gene Ontology annotation, cellular component: plasma membrane. Bases 1 to 1194 code for a protein of 397 amino acids. Lineage: Eukaryota; Metazoa; Chordata; Actinopteri; Cypriniformes; Cyprinidae. The record is from RefSeq and is a predicted model, not a curated record.
AUGGAUCUACUGAUUACUCAAAAGCAUCACGUCUUGAACAGUCUGAAGUCUAAGAAGGAAGAGAUGGAAAAAAGCAAUACAAGCAAUGCGGCGAUUGUCAUGGGGGAUGUUAUUGGUCUACUUCAUGUACAAGACAAGAACACAGAAACCAAGGACAUAUGCUACUCUUCAGAAAAGGACAUGAUAAAUGUUUUUGAUUGUCAAAGUGACCUGAAGGCUGGUUUUCCCUGGUUUGUGAAGAUUUCCAGUGAAGCCUUUAAUAAAUCACGAUGGGAAAACAAUGGAAAAACUUUUGUUGGAAUUCUACCGUUUAAAAACAUGGGAAAUAAGAAUGAAACUCAAAAUUACAGUGUUUUGAACAAUGAGGUUUAUGGCGUGACGAUGGGGGCUAAUAUAUACAACCUUAUCAACACUAUUGACAUGUCCUUUAAACAUAAUGAUAAGGUCGGUAAGGCGUCCUGCGUUUCUUGGGAUGGCAAAGGAGAACUUAAUUGGACGUCAUUCGGCUGUGUGACAGAAACAAUCGACAGCAACACCAUAAAGUGCUCUUGUUCGCAUCUGACGUUCUUUGCAGUGCUGAUGUCAGAUGCAAGCGACAUAGUGCAGCAUCAGGAAUCAUUGGCUUUUAUCACUUCUAUCGGCUGCGGUAUCUCCAUGUUUUUUAUGGCAGUCGCUUUAUUCAUGCAUUUCCUGCUACGGAAAGCCAAAUCAAAUCAGGCCACGAAGAUCUUGAUGAACAUGUUUGUGGCUUUGUGUCUACUGAAUGCCUCGUUUUUGUCAAACGAGAGCAUCGCUAACACAGGAGACAACACUGCGUGCGUCUUCAUAGCGCUGCUCCUGCAUUACUCCAUGCUGGCCUCAUUCACCUGGUUCUUCAUUCAAGCUCUUCAUAUGUACUUAUGGCUCAUCAGACAGAACGUCACCAUCACAAACUACAUGAGGAAGAUCACCGUGUUGGGCUGGGCGUUUCCCGCUCCAAUAGUCAUAGCUAUUGCUUCUGCAGGAGAAUAUAAAACACUGAUCCUAAAAACAACAUCUGGAAAAAUGUCGCUAAUGUGCUGGAUUACAAAUCCCGUCAUUCACUACGCAGUGAACAUCGGCUACUACGCUUUAGUUUUCAUCUUCACGACAGGAAUCUUCAUCACUAUCUUAACUAGGAUUGUCCAGGCCAGACUUAGUUCUGGUUCACAGUGA